AUGCCUGUGUUUUACGAUGUCACCCAAGCGCUGACUAGAGAGCUGGACCAUGAAGGGGACCUGACACCCCUAGACAGCCUCAUAGACAACAAAGGCUUCAGUCUUUACGGGCUGGUGAUGAAGAAGAAGAAAAGAUCACCGUUCUUGGGAACCCGCUAUGUCCGCACCGACUACACUCUCCAGAAUGUGCUGGAGCCAGGCAGCUCCCCCUCAGAUCCAACCACCAGUGACAACUUUGGCUUUAAGAAUGAGUGGGAUGCCCAACUAGAGGGAUAUGUGGAAUUGCCAAAUAAGUUGGCAUUGAAGGGGAAUGUGGACCUGUCACAAAGGAGCAAACUGGAGGUGCAGACAUUCAGAGUGGAUCGCACAGCUCUGAAGAGCAUGUACAAGGAGAGGAAGCUGUCAGCAGACCACCCGUUCCUGAAGGAGAUGCGGGAAUACAAGCAGAACCUGUAUGUAGUGAUGGAGGUGGUGAAAGCCAAGCAGGAAGUCACUCUGGAGCGAGCUGGCAAUGCAAAUGCCAUCUUCUCUCUCACCAGCUUUGCCCCACUGGGACUACAGGGAUCCGUGAAUAACAAGAAUGAAGUAACCAUCCCCAAGGACUGUGUCCUGGCCUAUCGAGUGANACAACUGAUGGUCUAUGGAGAAGAUGAAUGGGAAAUUCCGCACAUUUGCAAGGACAGCAUGAAAACCUUUAAUACCCCGAGAAUACCCCAGAGAAAGCCAGGAGAAGGGAAGUUCAUAUGGGUGCCUGACACAUUAACUGUGCCCCUAGGGGAGAUGCACAAAGACUUCAAGACAUUAAAGGAAGAAGUUCAGCGAGAGACUCAAGAAGUGGAGAAGUUGAGUCCAGUGGGGCGAAGCUCCCUACUCACUUCCCUCAGCCAUCUCCUAGGAAAGAAAGAAGAGCUCCAGGACCUUGAGCAGAAGCUUGAAGGGGCUCUAGACAAGGGACAGGAAGUGACCCUGGAAGCACUCCCCAAAGAUGCCCUGCUGUCAAAGGACGUUAUGGACGCCAUCCUCUACUUCCUUGGGGCUCUGACAGAGCUAAGUGAAGAACAACUGAAGAUUCUAGUAAAAUCCUUGGAGAAAAAGAUCUUACUAGUGCAGCUGAAGCUGGUUGAAAGCAUCUUGGAGCAGAACUUCCUGCAGGAUAAAGAGGGUGUUUUCCCCCUGCAGCCUGAUCUGCUCUCCUCCCUUGGGGAGGAGGAACUGAUCCUAACAGAAGCACUGGUGGGACUAAGCGGCCUGGAAGUCCAGAGAUCAGGACCCCAGUACACGUGGGAUCCAGACACUCGUCCCAACCUCUGUGCCCUCUACAUUGGUCUCUCAGUCCUUCAGCUGCUAAGCAAGGAUUCCUAA
Messenger RNA from Mus pahari (shrew mouse), 1362 nucleotides. RefSeq names its product gasdermin-A-like. Gene Ontology annotation, molecular function: phosphatidylinositol-4-phosphate binding; phosphatidylinositol-4,5-bisphosphate binding; phosphatidylserine binding. The transcript has 10 exons. The coding region runs from base 1 to 1362 and encodes 453 amino acids. The record is from RefSeq and is a predicted model, not a curated record. NCBI's taxonomy places the organism in Eukaryota, Metazoa, Chordata, Mammalia, Rodentia, Muridae. Gene Ontology annotation, biological process: pyroptotic inflammatory response; defense response to bacterium.